Messenger RNA from Ilex paraguariensis (yerba mate), 666 nucleotides. Lineage: Eukaryota; Viridiplantae; Streptophyta; Magnoliopsida; Aquifoliales; Aquifoliaceae. The record is from the annotation of a GenBank genome assembly.
AUGAAAUUAACGUGGAAGAAUCAAAGCACGAACCAGAACAAGAAGCGACCUAUAUCUCAGUACUCAAACCUCCCUUUCGAUCGAGAUGAAGAAACCCACGACACCAACACAAAUGAAAACAACGUAGAACGACACAAAAUUGAUGAUGGGGCGGAGCCGCCAGAGCAAUUCACUCAAAACGGCGACGUACAGCGAAAAACCUUGGCUUCUGAAAAAGAUGAGACUACCCAGCUCGCUGAGGACUUUCAAGGGCAAGGAAACAAGCUCGCUGAGGAUGGGAAAUAUCGUGAAGCACUUGGGAAGUGGGAAGCUGCUCUUACUUUGACGCCAGACAGAGCAGUUUUACAUGAACAAAAGGCUCAACUUUUACUUGAAAUUGGAGAGGCAUGGAAUGCUUUGAAGGCUGCAACUCGAGCUGCUGAAUUGGAGCCAUCAUGGGCUGAGGCCUGGAUCACCCUUGGUAGAGCACAGUUGAACUUUGGGGAGCCCGAUAGGGCCAUGGAAAGCUUUGACAGAGCGUUAGCUAUUAAGCCUGAGUCUGUGGAGGCACAGGAUGACAGGCAAACUGCAUUACAUCUAGUGAAGAGGCGAAAGCAGCUACAUUCAUCAGGGUUGAGUGCUACUAAAAAUCGUUAUGAAGUAGGAGACAAGACCGAAAGCCCCUAA